Messenger RNA from Peronospora matthiolae, 4788 nucleotides. Lineage: Eukaryota; Oomycota; Peronosporomycetes; Peronosporales; Peronosporaceae. The record is from the annotation of a GenBank genome assembly.
AUGUGGCUCUUUGCAGCCAUCAGCGUCACGAUCGCCACGCCGUGCGUCCGCUCGUGGCUCGAGGCGCUCUUCGCCGAGCUCUCCAUCGUGUUCUUCACGUACCUCAAGCUCGUGUCCAUCGCCCUCACGCUCGUGCUGCUGCUUGCGCUUGGGUUCCACACCCACCGCUUUCUCUAUCGUCGUCGCUCUCUCGCUCCAGAGACCUGUACCACGUCUCUUUCUAACGCUGUUGCAGCCAAGAACAAAGCGCUCGGUCACGUCCAAUGGAGACGCGGCACGAAGCGGCACGCGCUUUUGCUUCGUGUGAAGAGCACGACCAGCGAAAUCGCCGGCAGCGGCUUUUAUCCGCCGCAGCUCUGGACGUUGGCGCUCGUGGUGCUCACGAUGCUGCCGAUUAUCAACAGUGUCAUGGUCGGAGGAGGAAGGGGAGAGAGAGGAGAAGAGGGGAGGACGGCGUCGAACUUCCACGGCAGCUUCAAGCACGAGACGGCGACUGCAGUAGCUGCUGAUGCUGUUGCUGCUGCUGCGCUCGUCGUUUUGCAGCAGCAAUUGACAACGUGUCGAUCUUCGGAAGGAGACACUUGUCUGGACAAUGUCACGAAGAUAGCUGAACUGGGCGAGUAUCGACAGGCUGCAGGGUGCUGUGUGGCAUUUGAUGCUGCUUAUGUGGACGGGGCACAAACCGAGACGACGAUGUUGGCUCAAUACUUUCCCAUAGACGUGCAAGAAGCUUAUAAACAUGGCUAUGACAACAACUUUUCGGCCUGGUCGGACAUUAACCAGGAGGCGUUCCGGACAGAUUGCUCGCUGCUGUAUAACGAGACGGUGAAAGGAGAAGCUCAGGAGCUCUUGUGCUGCACGGAAACGCAGUACGAGAUGCUGAGCUCUCGAUUGCGGCAACUGCCAGGGCAAUGCGCAUCUUGCAAAGAGAAUGUACACAACUUGUGGUGCCAGUUCACCUGCCACCCUAGCAACAGUUUGUUCGUAGAUGUGACCCAGGUGCGGCUACUGGAAGGAGACGUGGAUCACGCGCACGAGGUCUUUCCUGUCAUUGAGGAAGCCACGUACUACGUUGGUCGCGAUGUCGUGAGUGACCUGCACGACUUUUGUGAGGCGGAUGCAGAAUUUGCACCGUUGGUGUGUGGCACAAACAAGGAGAACUGCUCGACGACAGGCUUGGACAUGUUGAAGUAUUUGAGCGCGUACAGUUUUCACAGUGUCGGGUCAUCGUCGCAGGUUCACUUUACGACGAUGGAGCACCUCACAGUGGCAGAGCAGGAACAGACUAUCUGUACGUGUGGCAACACGAACACAACUGGUUGUUUUGCACCGAUGAAUACGCGGCUGGAAUCUUGUGCGGACACAUGUGGUUCAUUGUGUGCUGUGGCUGUUGAUGGCAGGCGUCAGUACGAGUCCGUAUGCUAUAAUUCCAGCAGCUCUUUGGUGCUGGAUGAUCUGAGCGUUCCCACUUACAACAGCACGCUUGCUGCCAGUGAUUCCAGCACUACAAGCCAGAUUGGAUCCUUGCUGUCCGAAUUGUCGUCUCGUGUAGAAGAUGGUGACGUGAUAGUGCUGAAUUAUGUGCUGGCUGUGCUCGCCUCCUUCUGGUUGACUGCACUAGCACUCGGCUUUGCUUACUCUGCACGAUACAGCAAGAAAAAGCGCGAAUCUGUGCUGACUGACCCUGUCAACGGGUCAAGAGGCCGCGGGAUGCUGCUGCCGCUGACGGAUGUAGAUCGACUGGAAGGCAUUAGCCGCUGGGACGAUUGGCUGACACAGCAUUUGAAGCGCUGGGGCGACUUUGUCGCGAUGGGAAAUCAUCCGCUGUACAUUGUCCUUUUGUCGCUGAUGGUUGUAGUGUGCUGUUCAAGUGGCUUAGCUCGAUUGGAAGUGGAAUCGGAGUCAAUGAAGCUGUGGGUGUCGGAAGGCAGUGCUGUUUUCCAGGAGAGAGCGCGCUUUGAAAAGAUGCUCGGUCCUCUCGAUCGGGUGGAGCGACUGGUACUUGUAACAAAGGACGGCGGUGCAGUGACCAGGUCGGCGUAUCUGAAGGAAGCGAUCCGGUUGCAGCUGAUCAUUGCAAACGAAGUUACGUCCGGCAAUAGCACGCUCAGUGAUAUUUGUCUGAAGGAUGCCUUGACAUCGUCCUGUCAGGUACACGCGGUCACGCAGUACUUUCAGAACAAUGUGGAGCACUUUGAAGUGUAUGAGACGUAUGGUCUGGUCGACAAACACCUGAGCAAUUGUGCGAAUUCUCCCGAGCGAGCAGACAGCGAUGUGUGCAGCGAGUUGCAAGCGCAGAUCAAUGCGUCAUCUGGUACAUCUUUGCCUGCCAGCAUGAACGAUUGCCCGUGUCUGUCAUCUUUCGGUGCCCCGAUGCUGGAGCUGGAAAAGUAUCUUGGUGGAAUCACUGCGAUGGGUGACUCGCUGGAUGCAAACACUCUUCUGCAGCAAGGGUCUACUCUCUUGUCGACAGUUGCAGUGGUCAACCAUCAGGAUACAGCCAAGAAUAUCGAUGCGAUAGCUUGGGAGCGCGCGUUUCUUACACGAAUGAAGAAAGAGGCGGAUGCCAACGAGUUGUAUGACGUUUAUUAUGCUGCUGAGACGUCUGCGGAGGAUGAGUUUGCGAAUGCCUUGGACUUGGACGUCGUAUGCAAGGCGGGGUUUGCAGGCUUUGUCUUCACGUUUGUCUAUGUGGUCGUCGGACUCAAUCAUUGGAAGCUGGACCGCUCCUUCUUCUAUUCGUCAAAGAUCGGUGUUGGCGUGAUGGGAGUCGCAUGCAUCUUGAUGUCCAUAGGCGGAACAUUGGGAUUGAUUGCGUGGACAGGUGCAAAGCUUCAGGUCGUGACGCUUGUCACGCUUCCGUCGGUUGUGCUUGCAAUUAGUACGGGCAACAUCUUCUUGAUUCUUCAUGCUGUUGACCUGAAACAGGAUGAGUUGAAGAUGGAACAGCAGUCUUUGUUUGUCGGGCUCGAAGACAACGAUUUCGGCGUCCACGAGAUUACGUGCGUGCUCCUUUGUGAGGCUACUGGUCACAUCGGUCCCAGCAUAAUCGUGACUACUGUGUGCGAAUGCUGCAUUCUUGCUGUGGCUGCGUACUCGGCAAUGCCAGCUGCUCAGUGGCUUGCUGGCUCGCUAGUUGUCGGUAUUGCAGUCAGUUUGGCAUUGCAGAUGACUCUGUUUCUCGCGAUUGUGGCACUUGACAAACGUCGCGAAUUGAGCGGCACGUAUGACGUGAUCUGUUGCAAGCGCGCCUCAUUUGCUCGUCGCUCUCAUCUUUCGGAUGGAACGACUGCUACAACCGAAAACUCGUCGUUUUCAGGGAGCUCGUUUUCCCUGCCCACUUGGAACUUGACGGACCGUUGUGUCAUGGGCUACCUCAAGAUCUUGACAACGAAGACAAUGGAGAGUGGUCUGGUGCCAACCUCAUUUAUUCCAUCCAGCUCGUACCUGCACGCGUACUACCGCGCACUCGAUGAAAGCAGCCUGUCACGUAAAGAGUUCCCCGUCUAUUUCGUGGUUGAAGCCGGCUACGGCAGCAAUCCUGAUGGUUACAGUCUCGUGAACGACAGAGAAACUCAGCGCAAGUUGUGCACCUCACGGGAGGUUUGUGCCAACCUGUCGAUUCCGAAUAUUCUCAGUAACCUGGUGAAAGAGGGUGUAAGCAAUGUGACAUCAUUCAAAAAUGGCCCAGCAGUCGGCUCGUGGCUGGAUGAUUUCUGGGGCUUCAUUGACCCGGACAGCGAAUGCUGCCGCAUUGAACUGGAAAACGACUAUGCGUACUCCCCUCUGCGCCCAGAAGAGAGCACAGCAGAAUAUGUUCGUGAACGCGUCACCUCGACUUCUUCGUGCUUGGCAGAUGCAAGCGAGGUUGUAUCUGUGCCGCGCGAGUCGUUCAUACCAUUGGUUCGGAUGUUCUAUACAACAGCGUCGGGGCCGCUCUGCUCAUAUGCUGCUGGCCCGCGCUACCGUGGGCAGCUGAGUAUUGACAGACGCGCCAUUCCUGCCAUGAACGGCAACACGACUCUGACGUUGAAUGGCUCUGGUUAUGGCAACGAUGUCACUGCGUUUGCGUACAAGGUCAUGAGCACUGCAGCUCGGCUUGUCCACAGCGAGCAGACUGACAUCGACAUUUGGGUGUACUCACCGGAGUACGUUUUCUUGGAUCAGUUUCACUCCGUACGUCACGUGGCAUACAUUCUGCUAAGCGUCGGUCUUGCUGUGAUAUUUGUGCUGCAGAGCGCAGCUCUUGGAAGCUGUGGGUAUGGUUUGGCAGUGACUUUCAUUGCUGCAGCCACGGCGGUCCAAGUUGCUGGUCUGAUGACGUCAAUGGGCAUGUUUCUCAACCCGCUUUCGAUCGUGAAUUUUGCAAUCGCUGUCGCCUUUUCUGUGGGCUUCUCUGGACACUUUGCCCGUUUGUUUGCCAAGGCCCGUAGUCUCACGGAUACUUUUGGCUACCCCCUUGCGGGAGAUGUCUGCGUGGAGAAAGUGAUGAUGCAGCUGCUGACACCUUGGACGCUAGGUGUCGCUAUGUCCAAGUUUGUGGCCAUCGCUGCGCUCGCUUUGGUAGCAACACCUGCUGGCAACUGUUUUUUCCGAGCUUCGGUUGCUGCAGCAGUGUGCGCUUGGCUGAACAAUGCAUUGCUGCUGCCUGUGGUCCUCAGUAUUCUAGUGGAUGCUACGGAAGGCCGUGUGCGUGAAGUGAAGUCUACGACCGAGGAAGGUGACGAGUACUCGUGUUCGAGUCCUUCUUCGUCGUACCACGACGUGUCAGUAGUUGGCUUUUACUGA